This is a messenger RNA of Fimicolochytrium jonesii, 3273 nucleotides long. RefSeq names its product beta-lactamase-like protein. Gene Ontology annotation, biological process: mitochondrial tRNA 3'-end processing. The transcript has 6 exons. The record is from RefSeq and is a predicted model, not a curated record. Lineage: Eukaryota; Fungi; Chytridiomycota; Chytridiomycetes; Spizellomycetales; Powellomycetaceae. The coding region runs from base 355 to 3042 and encodes 895 amino acids. Gene Ontology annotation, cellular component: mitochondrion. Gene Ontology annotation, molecular function: 3'-tRNA processing endoribonuclease activity.
UCUGAUGAUUCUGAGACGCGGUUUGUCCGCGCGUUGGCUUAUGUAAAUCCUUCUUGAGAGUUGAACGCGAAGCAAGACCUGGCACUUGCACCUGUGAAGUAGAGAACGAAGCUGCAUAACGUCAGCCAGAGUUGCUCCCCAUCCCUACGCUACGCUUGUCGCUAUCCUGCUUCUCUCGCAUGCUUCAAUAGUUCCGGGAGUACGAGAAGAACAGGUUGGUCUAGAGGUCGAAGAGGGAACACGGAAAUUUAUACAGAAACGCCUGUGGCGCAGGGACGCGAAAUGGCCUCAGGCAUUGGAUAUUUUGGAACUUCCAGUCAGACUGCGUUUAGAAAGAUCUGACAGCGGAGAGCCAUGAAGUCCUACAUUCAGAUCCUCGGAACGCAGACGGGCGACACGUUGCCUUCAGUCUUAGUUUUCUUCGACUCACAGCGAUACCUCUUCAAUGCCGGAGAAGGGACACAGCGAUUUUGUCUUGAGCAGAGGGUCAGGCUCGGGAAACUGACCAACCUGUUCUUGUCGAGGGUGCAAUGGGACGCGUGUGGUGGUAUCCCUGGUAUGCUGUUGAGUUUGGCUGAUGCCGGCAACAAAAAAAUCACGGUGCAUGGCGGAAAGAAUUUGACGCACUUCAUGGCUGCAACGCGUCAUUUUGUCUUCCGUAUGGCAUCAUCUGUGCAGGCAUGUGAGAUCCCAGAUGGCUCCAAACCCUUCGUCGAUGAGAAUAUGAGCGUCCGGCCCGUCACUAUAUACCCUGUCGGCCAUCGUCCGUCUGACUCGACGGCGGAAACGGACGGUGAGCCAGCCAGCAAAAAGGCAGCGCUAGCUGGCGACGGCCCAAUGCCGGUUGCUAUGCCCAGCUCCCAUGCAAACAACCCGUCCGCAGUCUCCAACGGCGUCGAGAAUGGGGAAGCGGAUCCGGUGACCGGGCAGAAGCGGAAGGUCCAGGAAGAUUCCUUAGCCUCUCCGUCCUUGAGCCACGAAGAUGCGUUGGCAUACAAGCAGGAGAUUAUUCGACAAAUGUUCAACAGCGGGGAGCUGCCCUCCGUGCCCCUCCAGAACGGAUCGAAGAGAGGCUUUGAUAACUCUUACUCCGCUCAGUUCGACCUCACGAGAAGUCGGUUGAACGUCCCCGAUAUGCUGCUUGGCAAGAGGGAUCACACCAAGGUCGUUAGAUUGCCAAAGUCACGUCCUUGCCUGGGCGUUAUCACAUACAUUUGCGAGGGCCACACUCAGCGUGGAAAGUUUCGACCAGAAAAGGCCACCGCGCUUGGAGUCCCUGCAGGAUAUGCUUUCGGACGCCUAGCAAAUGGCCACCCUUUCGAGACCGAAGACGGUGUGACGGUCUUGCCAGAGCAAGUCAUGGAUCCUGACAGGCCAGGUGCCGCGUUUAUCAUCUUGGACUGUCCUUCGCAGGAGUACAUUCCGGAUUUGACAUCCAACGCGGCUUUCGCACCGCAUUUUGCUGAAACAACCACCAAUCCAGUCUCUCUCAUAGUGCAUAACAUCGGUGAUGGCGUCCUCGAUUCCGCGGAGUACAGAGCGUGGAUGAAGAAGUUCGGAGACACAACCGAGCACAUCAUCAUUACCCGCAAGCAUUGCCCAAAGCCCAUCAUUUACAAGGGAACCACGAACAACCUAUUCCGCCUGAACCACAUGGACCCCGACGUUUUCAAAAUCCCCUUUUACAAACCGGAAACGGAACCUCUGGAGAACCGCGAAGAAUUGCCAACAAAUGUCACGAUCGGAAAGAAUCUCAUGAUUUACCACACGGAACCCUCACGCAAGAUUGACACCAGCGAACAAAAGUCUAUUUGGAGUCAUACGGAUCCGCAGGGCAAGGUACUAAUACGCCAUCAACACGAGAGAUGGACGGAGUUCAAAGAAUCUGCUGCCAGUCUCCGGAAGCAGAUCAUUGAAACAGCUGAGGUGGAGGAGAGCCCGGAUGUUGCAGGGGGCGAUGUGUUAGUUUGCACACUUGGGACUGGGGCCUCCCUCCCUUCUCCUUUCCGGAACGUGAGCUCCAACUUCAUUGAUAUUCCCAACUACGGAUCGGUGCUUCUGGACGCUGGAGAGGGGACAUACGGGCAAUUGUAUCGACGCUUCAAUGCGGACGAGGAAGUCCCACUGGAAGACGUCUUGGCGAACUUGCGACUGCUUUUCAUUUCCCACAUGCAUGCCGAUCACCACUUGGGCGCGAUUCGUGUCCUUUUGGAGAGAAAGAAUGUUCUCGCUCAGCGCAGCGGUCCGGCACCAACCCUGUACAUCGCAGCGCCUCCGCACUACGUAACCUGGCUCAAUGAAUAUGCAGAAUGUGAAGAACUUGGGAUUGGGGAAGAAGGCGGCAUCGAGUUUUUGAAGAACAACGAAUUGGCCUCGCCGUUUCUCACCGCGGGCGGUGGUACCCUGGAUGGCCUCAAGCAGGCUCUAGGUCUGCAAGAACUCAAAACAAUCCAGGUCGAUCACUCUCCAUACGCGUACGCAGUCUCCCUGGUUCACAUCAAUGGGUUCAAGGCGGUCUACUCAGGCGACUGCCGACCCAACAUGGGUCUUAUGAAGCUCGGCGGAGACGCGACGGUGCUGAUUCACGAAGCGACGUUCGAAAACGACGAUAAAGGUUGCCGCGAAGCCCUUGCCAAACGGCAUUCUACCGCACGGGAAGCAGUCAUCGUUGGAGGACGGAUGAAAGCCAAAUGGACGAUCCUCACUCAUUUCUCGCAGAGGUAUCCUAUCGCUCCUCCGUUAGGAUUGGAUGCCUUGCCCGCGGAAGACAGGAAGAAACUCACAGCCACUGUUGGGGUUGCUUUCGACCUUAUGUCCGUGAAAGUGAAGCAUAUGCGGCGAAUGGGGAUGUACGGAGAGACGCUGCAGAAACUGUACUCGCAUGUUCCUCCCGAAGAGACCGCUGCUAUGGAGAUUGUGGACGCGGGGGCGGACGAAGGGACUGGGAAUCAAAGCCGCGGUGCGGAUCACGCACGAGGGCGUGGUAGCCGGGGUGGCCGCGGGGGAGGACGUGGUAGGGGCGGGCGUACGAAUGACAGAUGAGGAAAUCGCGGAGGCCAUAGGUAGUCUCGAUUAUCUACCAGUCGUAGUUGUAGAAGAGACGUAGCACAGCGGAGAAGGUGAACUCUCUGGAAUGGACCAGUUGGUUCAUGCCUCAUCACCCUACCGGCAUCUCUAGGAGGUACCCGAUUAUUUAUACUGCGUAUGUAGAGAUUUCAUGCUUCAAUGACAUCGUUCCAGGAACACGCGUGAACUGGAAGAAGGCAGCUUCGU